Molecule: messenger RNA, 11708 nt
Organism: Sciurus carolinensis (gray squirrel)
Lineage: Eukaryota; Metazoa; Chordata; Mammalia; Rodentia; Sciuridae
Gene: Slc1a2
Product: solute carrier family 1 member 2
Exons: 11
Coding region: 603-2324 (573 amino acids)
Biological process (GO): L-glutamate transmembrane transport
Cellular component (GO): plasma membrane
Molecular function (GO): glutamate:sodium symporter activity; L-glutamate transmembrane transporter activity; neutral L-amino acid transmembrane transporter activity
Source: RefSeq, a predicted model, not a curated record
CGACGAAAAUAGAGAGGGAUCGCCUGCAAAUCCCCAGCUCCGGCGGGGCUAAACCUUGCAAUCCCUCCCCGGCAGGCGCCGAGCCAGGGCGCAGCGGCCUCCACCACCUCCCUGGCGCGCACACACCGGCACACGCGCGCACGCACGCACACACUCCCCCGCACUCACAUUCACUGUCCUCCCCCUGCCGGUGCCCGCCACUCGGCACGCCAGCCUGCCCCGCAGCAAAGCACAGGUGGCAGCGGCGGCGGCGGGGGCGCAGCGUUGUUGCGCGCUUCUGUAGCCCCCAGGACAGCGCUGUCUUUGGGAAACCAUCCUCCGAUCUCUCCAAACCCCUAGAGUCCAGCCAAGCGCUACUGCAACCUACAGAGGGGAGCGCGGGACGCGCGCUGUGCAGAGCUAGGACGUGGAUUAGCGCCCGCAGGAGGCUCCAGCGCGCGUUGAGGCGCUAAAGGGCUUACCCGGGAGGGGGGUGGAAGGGCGGAGAGAGGCUCCCCCUUAAAUACCGCUCCCCGCCACACUCGCGCUCACCCCUGCGCCGGCUCGCUCCCUCGCUCGCUGCUGCCGGACUGUGCCGAAGAGGAGGGGGCGUUCCCCAGACCAUGGCAUCCACUGAAGGUGCCAACAACAUGCCCAAGCAGGUGGAAGUACGGAUGCUUGACAGCCACCUCAGCUCAGAGGAGCCGAAGCACCGAUCCCUGGGCCUGCGCUUGUGCGACAAGCUGGGGAAGAAUCUCCUGCUCACACUGACGGUGUUCGGCGUCAUCCUGGGGGCCGUGUGCGGGGGGCUGCUCCGCCUGGCGUCUCCCAUCCACCCUGAUGUGGUCAUGCUGAUAGCGUUCCCAGGGGAUAUCCUCAUGAGGAUGCUCAAAAUGCUCAUUCUCCCUCUCAUCAUCUCCAGUUUAAUCACAGGGUUGUCAGGGCUGGACGCUAAAGCCAGCGGGCGCUUAGGCACGAGGGCCAUGGUGUACUACAUGUCCACAACCAUCAUCGCCGCGGUGCUGGGGGUCAUCCUGGUCUUGGCCAUCCACCCUGGCAACCCCAAACUCAAGAAGCAGCUGGGGCCCGGGAAGAAGAACGACGAGGUGUCCAGUCUGGAUGCCUUCCUGGAUCUUAUUCGGAAUCUCUUCCCUGAAAAUCUGGUCCAAGCCUGUUUCCAACAGAUUCAAACAGUGACAAAGAAAGUGCUAGUGGCCCCUCAGUCAGAGGAGGCGAAUGCAACCAACGCGGUCAUCUCCCUGUUGAACGAGACUGUGACGGAGGCUCCCGAGGAGACUAAGAUGGUUAUCAAAAAGGGCCUGGAGUUCAAGGAUGGGAUGAAUGUCUUAGGUCUGAUAGGGUUUUUCAUUGCCUUUGGCAUCGCCAUGGGGAAGAUGGGUGAGCAGGCCAAGCUGAUGGUGGAGUUCUUCAACAUUUUGAACGAGAUCGUAAUGAAAUUAGUGAUCAUGAUCAUGUGGUACUCUCCCCUGGGUAUCGCCUGCCUAAUCUGUGGGAAGAUCAUUGCAAUCAAGGACUUAGAAGUGGUUGCUAGGCAACUGGGGAUGUACAUGGUAACAGUGAUCGUGGGCCUCAUCAUCCACGGGGGCAUCUUUCUCCCUUUGAUUUACUUUGUAGUGACCAGGAAAAACCCGUUCUCCUUUUUUGCUGGCAUUUUCCAAGCUUGGAUCACUGCCUUGGGCACUGCUUCCAGUGCUGGAACUCUGCCUGUCACCUUCCGUUGCCUAGAAGAAAAUCUAGGGAUUGAUAAGCGCGUGACCAGAUUUGUCCUCCCAGUUGGAGCAACCAUUAACAUGGAUGGUACAGCCCUUUAUGAAGCAGUGGCCGCCAUCUUUAUUGCCCAAAUGAAUGGUGUCAUUCUGGAUGGAGGCCAGAUCGUGACUGUGAGCCUCACAGCCACCCUGGCGAGUGUGGGCGCAGCCAGUAUCCCCAGCGCCGGGCUGGUCACCAUGCUCCUCAUUCUGACAGCUGUGGGCCUGCCGACAGAAGACAUCAGCCUGCUGGUGGCUGUGGACUGGCUGCUGGACAGGAUGAGAACUUCAGUCAAUGUCGUGGGUGACUCUUUUGGGGCUGGGAUUGUCUAUCACCUCUCCAAGUCUGAGCUGGAUACAAUUGACUCCCAACACCGAGUGCAUGAAGACAUUGAAAUGACCAAGACUCAAUCCAUUUACGAUGACAUGAAGAACCACAGGGAAAGCAACUCUAACCAAUGUGUCUAUGCUGCACACAACUCUGUCAUAGUAGAUGAGUGCAAGGUAACUCUGGCAACCAAUGGAAAGUCAGCUGACUGCAGUGUUGAGGAAGAGCCCUGGAAACGUGAAAAAUAAGGAUAUGACUCUCAGCAAAUUCUUGAAUAAGCUCCCCAGCGUACCUUAUGGUAAAGAUGAUAUCAACAAGCUUUCUUUUAAAAGGAAAAAAAAAAAUGCAUAUAUUUCUAUGUUACUUAAUCUGUUAGCUGAGGCUUAGAGGAGCUGUUGUGAGUCAUGAUGACAGGCAGGGUGCUGUGUCUUUGCCAAAUAACGCUUCAUAAACGUCUAAUUUGCUCACUUGUAUUAUUGUUUGAAUGGAUGCUGCUGGAGGAAUCACGCUGAAUUGAAGACACAUUCUUGCCAGUUUCCUUUUUUUUUCCUCUCUCUCUCAAGAUGCAGAGCUGUGGAAAUUCUUUUCCCAAGGGACAUGACAAAAGCAGAGUGGUACACUCCAGGGACUUGGGACAACGAGCACACAUGCACACGGUGUGUUAUUCCUUAAAGUGUUCAUAUCUUGCCUUGUUACGCACAAGAGACUCUGCUAGAAGCCUCUAGACGUAACUCCCCUUCGAUGUCUUGUAGAGUUUGCACAUGCUGAGACUAAAAGCAAAUAUCUGUCUUAGGGAACUUGGACAAUUUAUCUUUCAUGCACCCUUAAAUGUUCCCAGAGUUUUAGUGGGAGCCACACUCUUAACGUGCAGUUGAUUAUGGAACCCUUUGCUUCUCCGUCCCGUGCAGUUUGGAGAUUCUAGAAAGUCUGUAUGAAUAAUGGUUGAAAUUUCAAAAUAUACAUCCUAAUUCUCUCUCAGUUUGAUCAUGGAUUAGAAAGCAUUUUAUGCAUAACCACUGCAUCCAGUGACAAAAUGAAGAGCGCACCAUUGAUAUUGACUUUAACCAGACUUAUGUAUUGAAAUUCAUUUAUGCUUGUUUGGCACUCACCGGACACAGUGACACCAAGUGAGACUGUUACGUCUGUGUUUUCCUUUCUUUGUUUUUCCCAUAAGGCUCUCAUUUGGGUUUCUAACCAAAAAGCUAGUUUCAAUCCCCAGGUUGUUCCUGACACGUCCACCUAGUGGGCCUCGUCACUUUGUCCCUUGCACCCGAAGGAUGCUUGUGCCUCUUUCCAAAUCAUAUCUUGGUACUUAGAUUGAAUAGGUAGAAAGCUUGUUGUUAUAUCAAAGCACAUCAAGUCAGUGACAGGACACAGUUGGAAGCAGAGCCAGUCUUCCUUCUCGGUAGGAAAGGAACAGAAAAUAAACAUCCGUGUACGACCCUGUACAAGUGGCUUUCCUAUGGCAGAGUCCAGGCAGCCUUGAAUCACAGAGUGGGAACAAAGGAUGGCUUCAUCCAGCUUCCCAGGUGGAACCUUAUUCAAGGUUGUGAGAGUCUGAAGGAAUCCAUAAUCUAAGAGGCAUAGCACAGUGCCUUGCCCGUGGUAGGCAGCUAACUCGACCUUAAGGAUUGGUUUGGCAAGCUGAAGUGUGGAUGUCUCUGCUACUGUCUCCUACUGAGCAACCCACAGUAUUCCCCUAAGGUGGCUGGGUUUGGGAGUUAGCUGGGGACUGGAAUCCUUGAGAAGUAAAGCACAUUGGACUCUAAGGAGAAGGUGAAACUUGGUCCACAGGGGGAGUAGGCUGUGUCAUCCAAGGCCAGCAGAGGGCUGUAGUAGUUCUAGAACCCAGAUUCUCUGAAGAGAGCGUGCUUUUGGAAUCACCUACCCUUCCUUAUCUAUUGCUUGACUUCUAACUCCCAAGUCAGCCAGCUUUGGAACCUACAGAACUUGGAGAUCCUAUCUGUUUUGUCUCUUAAAUCCUGUUUUUAAAAACAAAGACCACUAUUGAGCAGUAUUAAGCAGAUUUUUAAAUAAUGACAUGGGUCUUCAUUGUCAUUAGAUGGACAGUUAACAGGGUGGCCAAGGACAUGCUCAAAUGUAGUAGUGGGCUGUACAUCCUUUACAGCAGAUGUCCCAUAGGCCUGUAGCCAAUGGGACAGUCCCAGGGUUUAGCUGUGAAACUGUUGACGAUUGUCUUUAAGUGGUGCUCCCAAGAGCUUUUUUUAUGGCAAAUAGAAGAAUCCAGGCCAGUCAUCUAGGAGCUUGAUUUUUGCUGUGGAGGGUCAACUUGUCACUUAUACAGGCUGACAUGGUUCUCAAAGGCAUGGUCACAGGAUUGUCAUCUCAAGGUCCUGCCUGAAAUUCUAUAUAUCUGGUUUCUUUUGUCCUCAGCCUUUUUCUAGCUAUCCUGUUUAACCGAUGAAUAGAUAAGGGGAUAAGGUGUUCAAAGGAAACAAGGGUUACCUAGCAGGCUUUUCUGGUUUGAAACUGUAUGCAUUGUCUCAUGAGAAUAUACUCAGGAAAUCACAUUUAUCUGGAAAUUCAAUAAAUCAUAUUAAAAAAUAAACAAGACCAGCCUGAAUAUCCAGGAUGUAUGUAAAGUUGACGUAUGACUAUAUCCUCUGGUGUUUUAAGCCUCAUUCAUUUUUCCCAUGCCAUGCCCGUUGGGGAUUCUCUUGCCCAGAAUAUGUGCCAUAAACAGAACCAACAGAUCCAGAGAAUACCUCUGAUAGCCUUUAUCUACAUGGACUACCCAUCAGUUACAUGUAUAGAUUUAUUCUAAUAGAUCCAUCACAGAUGAAUGCACAUAAUAGUCUGUUAAUGUUUGAUGAAGCAUGAAUGUUACAUAUCUACAAAUAGACAUGGCAGGACAGGGACACACACCACAUCUUGUAAGGUUUGUAAGUCAGAGCUUUGGCAACAACAUUUUGUUUUAGGGUCAUUUGAUCUUUGUAGCAAUCAGAAUCGUUUCAGGAGAAAACCACCUAAGUAGACUUUGAUCCUUCUUUUUCUCAGUUUACCUUUUGGGAAACCCAAGUUAAAGCAUCACCUAAUGAUUUACUAAAAUUCAAGAAAUCCAAACCAGUCAGUGAGAAGAAUGGCUCAUCUUUCAGGGUAAUGUUUGACCCUAGAUUUUUCAAGAUCGUCUUCCCCACCCAUGUGGAAAAAAAAAAAAUCUAUAGGGGAAUCUGAAUCUAAGAGCACAGUUCCUCAAUAAAGGACUUUAAGCAACUUUAGGCAGCAAUUGAAUUCCAUUUUUUAAAAAUUCCCAUUAGAUACAGAAGCAGGUUGCAAUGUCCUUGCCUGUAGAGUUUCCAUUUCCUAUAAAAGACAAAUAUUUAUUUCUCCUCCCUAACCACUAGUCAGCCUGGUUAUUCAUGAAACCUUAAAGUAAGCAUGCCAAAAUGCCUACCUCCUGGAUUUAGAUUUGGGGAAGCCUAGAAAGACUUGGGAGGAAUUCCAUUUAUGGGGGAAUUCCUGGUAGGUGUUGCCCGAAAUCUCAAUGACCAGUUAAUUAGGUCUCAGGUCAUUUCCACUCAUGCAUGGAGAACAAUGUCAUUUGCACGUGCUUCUACUCAAGAGGCCCUUUCAGAAUCAGGUGGCUGGGAAACUUCUCUAUUGGGUCCCCAAAAGGAAAAAAAAUCCUGUCAUAAUUUUGCAAAUACCAUACUUCCCUUUGCUCUUGAUGGCAAAUAUUUGUUAUAAUUUUUCAAAGUGGUGCUCCCAAGAGCUUUUUUUAUGGCAAAUAGAAGAAUCCAGGCCAGUCAUCUAGGAGCUUGAUUUUUGCUGUGGAGGGUCAACUUGUCACUUGUACAGGCUGACAUGGUUCUCAAAGGCGUGGUUACAGGAUUGUCAUCUCAAGGUCCUGCCUGAAAUUCUACAUAUCUGGUUUCUUUUGUCCUCAGCUUUUUUCUAGCUGUCCUGUCAGAAUUGAGGCUCCUGCCUUUGCAAUAUUUCCCCUUGAAGAACAGCAAUAAAUUCAAGUAGGUAUGCACAUGCUCAGAGAUUAUUCUUCUUGGUUCUCACUCUUAAAAAACAAGUCUCAGCAGCGCUUGCCUGAUUUGAUGACUAAAAGUACACAGCAGUUUCACCCCAGGGGAGGUGGUUAUUACUCAGCUGCUCUCCAACUCUGAGGACCAGCCAGCUGUCUGGGUUGCUGGAUUUGCUUUGUAUAAUGUCCAGCUGAACUCAUUCCAGGCAAAGAUAAAGGACCAAAUGGGAUUUUCAGUUAUUGUAAUACUCACUCUUUGAAUAAGGAUGCUAGGGUCUAGGGGCAGAAGAAGAUUAAUUGAAAGCAAAGACUCAAGUGAGAGUUUUAUAAAUCUAGUUGUCAGAGAAGAUUAAUAGUCUCAGCGUCUGUAGGAGUUUCUGGCUAGCCCUAGAACAAGGGUCACUGAGUGCCAAUCAGGUAGGUGGCACUAAAGGCAGAGUGGAGUGAGUUCAAAGACUCUCAUGAAACAUUAGCUUAUGAUUUUCCCUUAAAGAGAACCCAGUUUUCCCUCUUCAUCGUCCUUCCUCUUCUUUGGCUGAUUAUGAGACAAUUUAGUAAGUGAUCAUAUGGACAGGUUAGUAUAAGGAUUGGCUUUAGGGAAUCUUAAUUGAGUAGUAUCUAAUUUCAUAGCAUAAAAUAACUAAUUCAGGCAAUGACAUAGAGAUGAGAGAAACAACAUGGUUGGGUAGAGGAAAUAUCGAAUUGAGACUCUGUCCGUCUUCAGCUGGAUGACUUUACACAAGCUACUUUGCUUAUGCCCAAGCUUCAUUUCUCCCAUAUGAAAAGUGAAGGAGUCAGAUUAAAUGAUUUUAAUCCCCUUUCAAUCCUACAAAUCCAUGGUAUUACAAUCUCUGCUUUAUUAUCUUCUUUCUCAAGAGGCUUACUACUAUAAAAGAUGACGUAUUUAUUCUCGAAGGCAGAGGGGCCCAUAAUAAUGAAGAAUCUAGAUUCUUAUCCCUUUGGGAGAAAUUGAAUUCAAACCUCUAUUCAUUUUAUGCUUUCCUACAAGCUUGGAAGGUGGCCAUGUGGAUCUGCAGUUUGAUGUUUUGAGACACCGAUAAACAUCCUUUCGUAAAAGGUCCCUUUACCUAAACUCACUGUCCUAGUGGCAGUAGCGAUUCAGCUCAGGGAAAAUGCUGCCCUAUCAGCGGGAGGGACGGGACCUGUCUCCAGCUGCACUCAAGCUCUUGCAUCAUCCCCGCUGUAGCAACAGAGCCCACUCCAAAUACCCAAACCACAUAGUUUUCUCCAGACAGUCCUAAUUGCCAACCCAGUAUGGGAAUUUGAGAGCCUUUGGCAAAUAAACUUGAACACUCAUGAAAUUUGGUGCAAGACUUACACAAUCCCAGCAACUGUCUGUAAAUACCUUGCCUCCUCCGCAUGGGUGCAGACACGCACAUCCAUUCACAAGCAAGUGGGGCUGAGUCUUUUCUCUGGAGGGCUAUGCAGGGAGAUUUUAUUGAAUUCAUUUUCAAAUUUUCUGCUUGGUUUGCUUUCCCAGCGGGCAUCGCCACAGCAGAGAAGCUCUAACUUUGCAGACCAUCAUUCCUCUUUUGGAUGCCUGCAGAGUUUCUGAGUGGAUGGGGUGUGGUGCAUGGUCCGCAAGGUUCAUGCCACAAGCCACGACCUUUAAGCAACCUCUUGCACUUUCCGCUCUUGCUGUAAUGGGCCAUUGCUUGCAUCUUUUCUCUUGGUCCAAACUUCUGCUAAUAGAGUUUGCAUUUCUUGUGUGGUGACUUAUCUUUAUUGACAGAGAAGGCUUCAGCUCUCCAGAUUUGGGGGAGAGAGGUGUAAAGCUAGGACUGAAAGGAUUGAGGGUUUUUUUUUUUGUUGUUGUUGUUAUUGUCAUUUGCUUUGAUUUUUUUUUUUUUUUUUUUGCAUUAGUACAGAACAUCUGAUGCAAGAGCAACAAGAUAAGCUAUUUCUUAAUCAACCCAUUUAAGAAACUGUAAAAAUGUGAGAGAAGCCCCUCAGGUCCUAUUUCAUUCUCUUUAAAUAAUAUCCUGAAUAAUUACUGAUCAGGUUCUUUUUCUAUGUCCAGCCUUGCUCCACCCUCCAGUCCUUGAGCCAAGUAUCCAUUUUGAGAUCUUUCAAAGUCCUGUUUAUCAUGCAGGGACCUUUUGUGCUGAGAAUGAAAUCUACUACUGGAACAGACCUCGCUGCUUUGCAGAGUCAGCACUUGACCUAGACAAUGUGGACCAACAGGUCCCCAGUUCCUUGGAAAUGUCCACAAUCCCUGGGUGAGGGUUGGAACCGAACCACUGACUGUUAACCCUUGUUAUCGCCCCCUGUGGAGGUGGAUAUGAUGCAGUCAGUCUUGCUACGUCUGGGGCUCAGUUUCUUCUUCCAGCAACCAGUUAGUCUGCCUGGAAAUAGCCUCUUGUAGGGGGCAGAUGUACUCACUAGCCAAGGAGGUUGGUUCAGCACAUCUCUGAGGUUUCUCCUGCGUGGGACAGAUAAUCUGAGAUGCACAAUAGGCUCUCGGGUGGCUUACUACUCCAUGGGAGUUGCUUUCCCCAGCAGGAACUCAUCCUUUGGCAUCCAGAUUCUUCUACAGAUCCCCCUCACUCCCUCUUGUCCUCCUUUCCCUGAAGAGCUUAGCUCCGCCGUCUCCAUGUUGCACAACUCAGAUCAGAUUAUCUGGUCACUAGAGAGAUUUGUAUAUAAAAAGCUACUUUUUCAAGAAUUUUUGUAUAUUCUUUUUCUAUUUGUUCUUCUACAGUUUGAGGAAAGAGCUGGCAAACUGUGAAUCUAAUUUUAUCUUGCUGCCAGCAGAUAGAUUUUGUCUUCCUGGUAAGAAUCUAUGGUACCAGGAACAAUAUAUUCCUCUCAUCAGUAUUGCACCCCCAAAACUACAAAUCACUUCAGCUCAGUCUUUCAUUCUUUCUUAAACAAAUCCCCAUGCCUCUUUGCUAUUAUUUAUAAAAGCAUGAGAAAAUGUAUUUAUAGUCAUGGAUAUUAUAUGUUUAAUAUUAAUUUAGCCUUCAAUAAUGUUAUAGGUUUGUAUCUAUUCUUCAGAAAUCAUAAAGAACUCAGUAUAGACUGAAUUAAUCUAUUUAGUAUCUGUAAUUUUGCAGACAGAUAUUUUCUUAUGGUAUUUUCUAUAGAACCACAUAUAUAGAAUUAUAACUAGAGCACAAGAAAUUUCUACAGCAAUUUAGAGCUAUCAGUUGUUUCCUGAGUAUAUCACCACACUUCAAAAAUUGAAGGUCCCAUCCUUAGUGAUGCAGUGAACAUGUCCAUUAAGAACAAAGGAUUACUCAAAUGCCUUAGGUUGUUAGGACAUACAUCUAAACAAUUUUUCUAACUCAAGGAAUGGUGCUGAUUUUACAUUUUUUGACACCAGGCCUUGUUUUUCCAGCUGAGCAUUCGAAUUUUGAUGGUCUCUAAGAUGAUCAAAGGCAAGAUGAUAAUAGCAGGAUCAUUUUUAUAUCAGAAUCUCCCCUACCUCUCUAAAUGUUUAUAUGAAAUUUGGCUUAGGAAAACUUCCAGUAGCAAAGACUGAAUACUAGGAAGGAUAUUGGAAUGUUAUUUGUUGCAGUUAAUUCUUGCUAAGCAAAAUGAUAGUAAAUGUCACAUUGUUAAAUGAAUUGAGCACAUAUUUUUUAAGGAAAAUUUGAAAACUUUUUUUUAAUACUGACAAUGAAGCAAUGCUGUGUCACUGAGGGCUGUAGGUACCAUCUUAGAGUCACACUGAAAUUGUUUAGAAAAAGCCCAGGUAGAUUUUUGUCCUCAGGUGAAUAAUGAGCUGUGUAACUUUCCCAGAAGGGAAGUAGUAAAUCACUGGCCACUGAAAAGAUGAGGUGUCUUUCCUCUGCCAAACACACUUUCUGAUAGGGUGGUAGGGUUAGUUUCUUUCCCCUCCAUUUUAAAAACUAGCCAGUUACAUAGAAAGCAUACUAGUGUGUAGUCGAACCUGCUCCUCAUUAAGCAAACAGAUUAGAUGUGUCCUUAACUGGCUAAGAUUGUAUCUGUUUUCAAGUACAGCUAGUUGUCAAAGCAUGAAGUUCUUGUGUGUACACGCUGAUACUUGGUUCACGCAUGAAGAACAGUGCCUAAGCACUCUGUGUAGCUAUAAUGUAGGUAUCUAAGUGUAAUUUCAGUGAAAUGGUGUAUAGAUGUAUUGUAAUUUAAUUUAAAUGUUAUUUUUGGCUGUUCAUCUAAAUGCAAUAGACGUGUUGAUUUGUGUUUUGAAAACCCCCUUUUUCUUCUUAGAUAGAAGCUAUGAGCAGUGAGUCAUUUCUCCUUUCAAUGUCAUUUGAAGAUAUAUAUGCGUGCAGAACUUCUCUGAGUCCCUUGUACUAAUGAUUGUGUGAAGGUCUGUGGGUGUCCAGCACCUCUGUAAAUACACGGUUCAAAGCAGGGAUGGGUUGGACAUGUGGUCUGGUUCUUAGUGCAGGUCAUGUGACAUCGGUAUAAUACACGGUGAAUGCAACAGGGGAGCUCUUGAUUAUCUCAGCCUAGGUAGGUUCAGCAUGAGGACACUCACCUGCAGUCCUCCCUUACCUGGUGGGCCAGGCUCAUUGAGACAAAAGGUCGGUCGGCUCCCAUGCAUGUUAGCAUCGUGUCUUUAGGGAAGAAUCAUUCUCUCUAGUUGCCAAAUACUCAUCACGAUGCUAAUGGCCCAAAGGUUCUGAAGAACCUUGUCUCCCUUGGCCUCUUGAGUCAGGGCAUGGGAAACACACUGUCUGACUAGCUGCCUUCCAGGUGAAACCCCACAAAAGCACAGUUUGGGCAGCAAACAGCACAGUUGUAGAAAGAUAGAGCACUAGAAGCACAGGGUCAGUUCGUUUGCAGUUUUGGGGGCUGCUGAGGGGCAACUUCCCAUAUCUGUGUAGGAAAUUUGACCUCUACCAUUAUGCUCCAUGUGUAUGCUUGGAAUGACUGAAGAUGAGAUUCAUGAAUGCAAUUAUACCUUCAUCUCCAAAAACACACAUUCUAUGUAAUGAUCACUAAAUGCCAUGCUAUGAGUUCUAGAGUUCCUCUAAUCCCUUUCUCCUCCCUAGGGACAGAGAAGAAAUAGUAAUGGGCUGUGGGGAAAACUGAGUGCCCCUCUCUUGUCUCAAGGGACUGAGGCCUGAGCUCACAAGGGCACGAAGCACAUUAAUUUGCAGUGUUUAUUGUAGAUUAGUGGAGUAAGGGGAUAUCGUGGUUGGACACAUUUUUUUUUUCCUUUGAAAAUGUGGCUUCUUCAAAUUCAGAUUGAAAAACUUACAGAAAGAAACUGGCCUUGAGGCAGGAUUAUCUUUGAAGAUUGUUGUAAAUCCAAGAAAGAAUUGCGAUUUCCCUCACACCCACAAUCCCCAUUGGUCUGAAGUCAUGUAGCAUAGAACAUCUAUAGCACAUGGUACUAAUGAAUGCAAAAAGAUAAAACUCUGACUAAUUUUGGGAUUGUUUGUUAUAUAUGGUCCUAGGAAAUGCCUUGUUGGCAAAGCACAUUUUGGGGUUUGAGGGCUUGCAUUUUCGCCUUUAGAUUUCCAAGCUUUCUUUUCGUGUGGACUGAUUAAUGUAACAUUUCACGUGUAAAACAACUGGAUAUUCCUUAUAUGCUGGAAAUAACCUGUGAAUCCAAUAUCUCACUAAGUGUUUUAACUUUUGUGUAUAUAUCUCUCAUCAAUAAAUGUGGACUUCAAUUUCU